Messenger RNA from Coniosporium apollinis CBS 100218, 651 nucleotides. RefSeq lists its product as uncharacterized. Lineage: Eukaryota; Fungi; Ascomycota; Dothideomycetes. Gene Ontology annotation, biological process: intracellular signal transduction; cyclic nucleotide biosynthetic process. The transcript has a single exon. The record is from RefSeq and is a predicted model, not a curated record. Bases 1 to 651 code for a protein of 216 amino acids.
AUGAGCAAUACGAACCACCAUGAGGCGGCCGAGUCACGGGCCCAGGGCGAUACAACUUCGGCAAGUUUUGAUGCGGAAAAAGUGCCGCCAGCUCCUAGCGGAAACCUCAGCAUCGUCUUCACGGACAUCAAGGAGUCGACUGCUCUAUGGGAGACGCUCCCUGGGCCUAUGGAACGAGCCACUGAGAUGCAUAACCGUGUUAUAAGAGACACGAUCUCACUCUAUGGCGGCUACGAAGUUAAAGUAAUAGGCGAUGCAUUUAUGAUUGCCUUCCCAACAGCAGCCUCAGCUUUGCUAUGGUGUAUGAAAGUCCAAGAACAACUUCUGCGUACGGAAUGGCCGCCAGAAAUCCUAGAGCAUACCCAUGGAAAAGAAAUUCGCGACAACAACGGCGAGAUAAUUUUCUGCGGCCUGUCUGUGAGGAUGGGCAUUCACUGGGGCAACCCCAUUGCUAAGGAAGAUGAAGUGACUAGGCGGAAGGACUAUAUUGGCCCUAUGGUUCAUCGAGCGGCUCGCGCACUCGAAUUCGCAGACGGAGGUCACAUUGUCGUAACUGGUGAAUCGCUAGUUGAGCUUCGAAGAGAACUCACUAUGACGGAACAGGAAGGUACGGCUGAGGAAACUGGGGGAAAUGCACGUAAGCAAGCCUAG